Messenger RNA from Syngnathoides biaculeatus (alligator pipefish), 3831 nucleotides. RefSeq lists its product as uncharacterized. Lineage: Eukaryota; Metazoa; Chordata; Actinopteri; Syngnathiformes; Syngnathidae. The transcript has 3 exons. The record is from RefSeq and is a predicted model, not a curated record. The coding region runs from base 437 to 2674 and encodes 745 amino acids.
UUGGGGUGGGUGGGGGGGGCGCAACGUAAUUGUGCAAGCGUUUGUUGUGCAAAAAAAGGUGAGGUCGGAAAAGUAAGUCAGGAAUCAACGAGACUCCUGGGACGAAUUGCCCGGGUACGCGGAAGAGGCAGUCCAAGAUGUUGAGGUGCUGCAGGAGGGUACAUGAGGAGGUCAUCAAGCCAUGGAGACCGGAGCCCCCCGCCCACAAAUGCAAGUCGGUCCUCUGCACAUCCUUUUAAGCGUCCAACAUGUGGGUACAGGAAGUGCUGUUGAGUAGCUGCCAGCCCCAAGUUAGAAAAAUUUGUCAAAGCUCAAUAACGUCUCGAAAUAAUUGGACGUAUACCGCAGCGUGACAUAAUUAUGCGAUUCUGUGUUUAAAAGCCUUAUGACGUCACUACUACGUGGUGACAGAAAGCGCAGGUAGUUGUCUCCUCUGAUGAAAAGCUUUAUGACGUCACAAAGGCGUCAAAGCACUCACACCGGCGAGCGCGGAAGCCCCCACUUUGGCGAGAGACAAGUCGACAGCAGCGUAACGAUGGAGAACUACUCCAUCAAGGCGGAGGUCAUCCUCCCGAUGGUGCAGAAAUACUUUGAGCGCAUUCUGCCCGCGCAGUGGAGCAUGCUGGCCGCGGGCACCAUCGACUCGGCCACGCAGGUCAUCCUGGCGGACAUGUGCACGGACAUCACGCAGAAACUCUGCGCCGACACCAUCCGAGUCAUCAUCCCCGAGUUUAAACAGCGUAUUCAGAGCGCCGACAAGAAAAGAAUGAAGCUCAAGGUGGAAGGCGGGCUGAGCACCGCGUUCGCCUCGGCGCUCGGCGUCCCGGAGCAGCCGAGCAAAAGCUCCCAAAAGCUGGACUCUCUCUUCAAGCGGGAGAUCUCGCAGAGGGUCAAUCACACCUUGUCCGCCGCCACCAGCACCGACAGUCAGCUGCUGCCCCUGAUCUACAUCCCGGGAACCUUCACCAAGAUCGAGGUUCUGGCCAAGAUGGUGCUGCUGGCCUGCGGCGCUCUGAAGGUUUACCUGAGCAAGAUGGCCGUUUAUACGAAAUGCUUCAGACCGUGCUGGGGCCAAAGGAACCGACAAGAACCCCCGGGCCGCGGCGACGCGUGCAUAUUUGACCGAGAACAAACCACCGAGGCCGUGAUGAACAUCCUGCGCAAAUGGACCGACGGCGAGGAGGAGUCUCUCUCGCUCGGGACAAAUGGCGAGCUUAGGAAAACGGCGGCGGAUAUCGUGACAACCAUAAUCAACGACCUGCACUUCCACGACCCCGCGGAGGAGGGACGCAGUCGCUCCUCUACGCCUCAUUUCAAUCUGGGGCUGAUAAAGGAUCAACUCUGCGAGUUCUUCGAAUCGUGCGUAUCGCCCAACAGCAGCAACGAGUCUUCUCGUAAACGCAACUUUUUGAACUUUUGCCAAAAGAAGUUCGACGAACUGGCAUUUGAACUGCAGAAGGUCCGCUGCCGCUGCAUGCGCUUGGAAGAAGAGACGUCCCCAAGUGGGACUCGAACACCAGACGGUGACAAUCUGCUCAGCUUCCAGGGAAUCCAGCCGGAGCUCGAGGACGUGUUCCACAAAGCGGCGCUACCGGUCGGAGGCGCCGGGGCCGGCGUAGACGUGGACAAGCUACGACACGAAGCCGACAAGUUCUCGCUAGACCUUGCGGAUAAACUCUACCAUUACAUGACCGCCAACCGGACCACGGUCCAGUCAGAUGCGGUGUGGAGGCGCUACUCGGAGCCGCUCAUCCUGGAGGUGGACGAGGAAAAACCAGAGAACAUCCAGGUUCUGCAUAAGAUUGUAGAAGACACGGCUACAAAGUUUGUCCAGCAACUGCUCCUCUGGCUCAAGAUGGAACCGGUGACGAGGGGCAACCACGCCGACGAGGUCUACGGGUGCCUGAACGACAUCGACACGCUUAUCGCGGGAACCGUCACCCCGCAAACAAAAGACGCCGAAUUGGAUGACGCCAGGCCCGAGAGCAACCAAAAGGGGCGUCCGCCUUCCGCGCGGGAAGAGGCCGUGGAAAGUGGGAUCGGUCAAAAAACGGAGACGGACGGCGCUCGGGAAAAGACUCCGCCCUCCGGCGUCGUACGUGUGGCUUGGCCGUCGCCGCUCCGCCCGCCCUCUGCGCGGGAGACCUCCUCCCGGUCCCGAAGCGCGUCCUCACGUGUCACGUCGUGCAGCUCGGUCUCUUUGGAGGAGAUGGUCACAUCGCUCAUGGCGGUACUCGUCGUCCAGCUGCUGACCCGACUUCAAAAGAAACACAAGAAGGUGGUCCUCUCCCGCGACACCCUGCCAAUCAUCCAGCGCCUCUCCAAGAAGGUGCUGCAGGACCCGAGCUUAUGCGUCGUCACCGAAGCCAACAUUUACAGCGUCAACAAGCUGAUGAAGGCCGUCGUCCGCCAACUGCCGCGAGAGUUUAACGGUACGCAGCGGCUGCUGGACGCCUUCCUGUCUGACGAGCAGAGUUUUGACAACACGCUGCUGAAGCUGCUUUCGUUCAACUUGGAUGCCUUGAAACCACCUCGGCGACGCGGGACGCAAGAGUUCUUUACGGCCGUGCGCAGGCUUUUCCUCUGGACCCUCUGUACGCGCUCCCCGAGCAGAAAGCGGGAAAUUCCGCCACGUGCCGCCGAAACGGACUCAGAGAAGAGUGCCGGCGUAUAAUCACGUCGCGUUGGCUCGUGACACAAAUGUGCAAUCGUGAUCUCAGGGCGCAAUGCGCGACUUUUUUUGGACUUUUCUGCCGAUCUCCACACAUCUUGAUGCCUCUUUGUUGGAUUACACAACAGGCGAGGUCGAGGUCCGUCGAUCUCAUUUCCGUUUCACAUCUCCGUUGGAGAGCUAGCGCGGGGAACCGGGGAGAUCCCCGCACUCGGUCUUCGCUUUCUCCUGCGUUUAGUUAGGUUUCGCUUUCCUCUCUCAAAAAAGAAACUUGUCUCGCGGACGGGGGAGAAGACAGAACACUUGAGAAAUCCAUAUUUUUAAGGCAAGAGAAGUCCCGAAGUUGUACGGAAAAUUGACAGGUCGAAUGAAAACCUCGGCCGAUGGACCUGUUCUACUUCUGUGCAUACAUGUAUACAUUUCAUCCCUCCGGGAGCAGGAUCCUCUGGUCCCAUUAGUCCUGGACGUGGGGCUUCUGAAUCCCCAGGAAAGCUCCCAAGGCGACGCGGUUCACGAUAAAACUGGGAACACUGCUUGCUGCCGGGGGGGGGGGGGGAGCCGUGGGAAAGGAAGACAAGCAACAGUGUUUGGGCGUCGGUCCGCACGAGGCGUCCUUCGCACGUGAGCGCGACGAGCCAGUGGAGGUGGAGAACACGUGAAAGUCUUGCCGGCCGUCACGUCAACCCGCAUCACCAGUUGGGCCUGUGACUCCAGACGGCCCCGCCCGAUUCCUCAGCAGGGUGUCGCCUGCUGCUCCAAAUACCUGCGCCGCUAUAAGAUCGAGCUUCCUGCCCCCACCUGCCGUCACUCGACAACAUGGACCUGGAGAAGUUAGGUCAGAAGGUUGUGAUGGACAAAAUCGAGGACAUGGUUGAGGACGGGGUAAAGAAGUUCAUAGGAGGAGGGGCGGAGGGUCAAAAGGACGACAAAGGCUUCAACAUUGACUCAGUCUUUGGCGGCGGCAAGAGCGACGACAAGGGAUUCAACGUGGGAGACGUCCUUUCCAUGGUCACUCCAAAGGACGAGGGCAACGGAGGAGGAAUUGUGAAAGCUUUGGGUGGACUCUUUGAUUGACCCGCAGGGUGCUGGCAUCCUCAUCGAGGAGAAAGACACCUGACCGUGUACAUCAAUCAAUAUAUGAAAUAAACCAUUCGAAAAGA